Hemibagrus wyckioides is the source of this 2145-nucleotide messenger RNA. RefSeq names its product tRNA nucleotidyl transferase, CCA-adding, 1 (gene trnt1). The record is from RefSeq and is a predicted model, not a curated record. NCBI's taxonomy places the organism in Eukaryota, Metazoa, Chordata, Actinopteri, Siluriformes, Bagridae. The transcript has 8 exons. Gene Ontology annotation, molecular function: nucleotidyltransferase activity; RNA binding. Gene Ontology annotation, biological process: RNA processing. Bases 118 to 1416 code for a protein of 432 amino acids.
UCACGUGCUAAAUGACGUUGUGCACACACACUUGCGCUGCCUUUCAGUUGUCAUGGCCGAACAACAGCAUGCAGCCAACUCCAGCAUAGGAGAACACUGACCUUUAUAUUUGUGCAGAUGUGGGGAAGAAGAUUUCUCUUCCCCCAGGUGGUUAAAACAAUUCGCUUCACGUGGAGUCACCGCCGACAUUUCUACACCAUGCAGCUGAAAACCAAGGAGUUCCAGUCAUUAUUCACUGAUGGACUGAAUGCUCUAGCAGAGAUUUUUCAGAAGCAUCAGUUUGAGCUAAGGAUUGCAGGGGGAGCCGUACGGGAUCUUCUGUCAGGGAAACAACCUGAAGAUGUAGAUUUUGCCACUACUGCUACACCUGAGGAGAUGAAGCACAUGUUCCAGGCUGCAGGGAUCCGAAUGAUUAACAACAAAGGAGAGAAACAUGGUACCAUCACUGCCAGGCUGAAUAACCAGAACUUUGAAGUGACCACUCUGCGUGUGGACGUGCAGACAGAUGGGAGACACGCGGAAGUGGAAUUCACAACCGACUGGCAGAAAGAUGCUGAGCGCAGAGACCUCACAAUUAACUCCAUGUUCCUCGGGCUGGAUGGGACCUUGUAUGAUUAUUUCCAAGGUUAUGAGGAUCUCCAGAACAGAACUGUUCGCUUUGUUGGGAAUAGUGCACUUAGGAUUCAGGAGGACUACUUGCGGAUUCUGAGAUAUUUCAGGUUUUAUGGGCGUGUAGCGGCCGAGCCAGGGCAGCAUGAUAUGGACACUCUGGAAGCUAUCCGGGACAACGGAAGAGGCCUGGGUGGAAUCUCAGGGGAGAGAAUCUGGGUGGAACUAAAGAAGAUGCUGGUGGGGAAUCAUGCGGCUCACCUGCUCGAGCUUAUUUAUGAGCUCAGAUUGACUCAGUACAUAGGUCUUCCAGCAGAUGUCAGUAUGGAGGAGAUGAAGCAGGUGUACCAGAGGACUGAAGGCAGCUCUCCUAAACCAAUGACCGUGCUCUCAGCUGUGCUGCGUGGCGCAGAAGACGUGGAAAAGCUGGAUCUGAGGUUGAAGAUCUCCAGAGAGGAGAAGACCCUCGGCCUCUUUCUGGUGAAGCACAGACGAGACCUUGUCAAGGGACACGAUGAGAAUGAUGGCCUGAAGACCUUCACUGAUUUCAUCAUCGACUCUCGAGAGCCAGACGCCCAGAGCAAAGUGCUGGAGCUCCUAAAGUACCAGGGUGAGAGGAAGCUUUUGGCUGAACUGAGCCGCUGGUCCAUUCCACGAUUCCCUGUCAGCGGCCAUGACCUGCGUCGCUUGGGAAUCACCUCGGGCAAGGAAAUUGGUACGACCUUGCAGGAGCUCCGUGAUAUCUGGAAGAAGAGCCACUACCGGUUGGGGAAGGAAGAACUCUUGAGUACCAUCAGCAGGUCCUAAUAUAAGACAAAGAAAACCAAGAGAUGGUUGUCUCAGUGAAGUGCCCCUACCUCCAUACUAUUCACAGUUAACAGAGAGAUGAGAAAUAGAGAGGAAAAACUGGCUGUGUGCAGCAUAAAGUUGUGUAGUUUGGUGAAUCUCCUACCUAUCCUAGCUGCAUGAGAGCUAGGAAUAUUUGGUAAUAAUCUAUCAACACACACACACACACGCACUUAAGGGAUAAACAAAUUCCUUUGGUGUCAUGAUGGACAGACCUUCCCCAUUGCUUCACUUUGUUCAUAUAGUUAUCUUUGCCAUGUUACUUUUUUCUUCACCUUUCUUCACUAUUUAAUAUCAGUAAAGUAGUUUGCCAUUUGACCGUUGCUGAUGAUUCAUUUAAGACCUAAUUUGCCACGAACUUUAUAUUUUUAUGUUUAUUUUGCUUUCGUAAUUUACAUUUAGAAGUCAUCAGAGGUAAAGUUCAGCUGGCUCUGAAAGAGAAAACGUUUGCCUAAUGCAACAACCGUCAUGAGUUCAUUAUGAAGAGAAAAAAAGAUUGUAGGUUGUAAUGUAACACUUAUUCACUUAUUGUCUGAUUUGGAAGUAAACAGAUCUAUAAACUAAAAAGGUCUCUGACGUUUUGUUUUUAAUGGUCCACAUUAACCUUUCAGAGUUUUAUGCAUGAUGUGCCAGCUGGAGUGGAAGUUAAUUACAUGGAUGUAAUUAAUGUGGGGCUUAGCACCGAUGUAA